Messenger RNA from Gaeumannomyces tritici R3-111a-1, 829 nucleotides. Its product is annotated as sm snRNP core protein Smg1. Gene Ontology annotation, cellular component: U5 snRNP; catalytic step 2 spliceosome; U2-type prespliceosome. Gene Ontology annotation, biological process: mRNA splicing, via spliceosome; spliceosomal snRNP assembly. The record is from RefSeq and is a predicted model, not a curated record. NCBI's taxonomy places the organism in Eukaryota, Fungi, Ascomycota, Sordariomycetes, Magnaporthales, Magnaporthaceae. The transcript has 3 exons. Bases 89 to 349 code for a protein of 86 amino acids. Gene Ontology annotation, molecular function: RNA binding.
GCACCCGACAACUCUCCCACCGGCGCUUCUCCGACCAAGACCGUCUUCAGCCGUCGUCUUUGCACCUGCAGCUACCCACGAUCUCAAGAUGGCACCCGCACAGCCCGAAUUGAAGAAGUACCUCGACAAGAAGGUCUUCGUGCAGCUCAACGGCUCCCGCAAGGUUGUCGGCGUGGUGCGCGGCUACGACGUCUUCCUCAACAUUGUACUCGACGAGGCAUUCGAAGAUAAGGAUGGCGGCGAGAAGGUCAAGCUCGGCAUGGUGGUGAUUCGCGGAAAUUCGGUUGUGAUGCUGGAGGCGAUGGAGCGUAUAGGAGGCGACGACCGUGGCCACGGAGGUGGCAGGUAGUUGGUUACUCGCAACAAGUUAUGCCGCCCAGGCACCAGCAAAAAAAAAACGACAUCAGAACGCCAUUACACCGCAUCGAGUGUGACGCCCCAAACAUGAAGCCGAGGCGUUCCUCUUUCUCGGCUCGCCCUUGGAGCUUCAUGCGUGGAGGAGCUGACGCGUUCUCCGGCGGUCGAUGGAUCAGACACGAUCCGGCCCCGUCACCUGUCGAUGGUCGAGGAACCCAUGUACCCUUCCUUACAAGGCGUUGUUUUUCCCGAGAUCUUUCUUAGAGGGCUCUUUUUCCGGAAGAGGAGUGAUACCCGGCGGUUGAAACAAAAAGUUUUUAUAGAAAGAGUCAUGGUGCAUGCAUCCCCAGCAUGAAAUCUGAGCAUCGACGCGGUCCCGCAAGGGGGCGGCGAGACUAGCGCGCCUCUACUUGGACUGUUCCCAUGCUGCCGCCUCGUACCACUCCAUCUGCCUGCUUUCGUACUGGGCUAC